Molecule: messenger RNA, 426 nt
Organism: Hydra vulgaris (swiftwater hydra)
Lineage: Eukaryota; Metazoa; Cnidaria; Hydrozoa; Anthoathecata; Hydridae
Source: RefSeq, a predicted model, not a curated record
UAAAAAAUGAAUAUAAAUAGUUAUUGUUGUGUUUGCUGGGAAACAAAAACUAAAAAGAGUCUUAUUGCAGUCCAAGAUACUAGUGAAAAACUGGUGCAGGCAAAUGCAUACUCUGGAUACAUGAAAGAAAUUGCAGCCUAUCCUUCUUCUAUAUGUGGAAAUUGCAAAACUAAUUUGUACAUGCUUGCAAAAAGAAAGAAACCACCAACUAGAUGGACACAGAAGAUAGAAAAGAUUGAUUGGAUUUCUAAGAAGCGCAAGUCUGACAUAAUUACAAUUGAGAUUGAUGAGAGCUCUUCUACCUCUCUAGAAGUUCAUUAAAGAUCUGCUCUAUAUGUCUGUCAUAAUAGGUAAUAUAAACAGAAGAUUUUAUAAUAUUACAUGAUAUUGGUAUAGUCUAAUUUUCAUCAACAAUAUUUAUUUAGG